GGUCAUCGGCUGAGACGAGCAGCAAGCUCCUGCGGCCGUGUCCUCUACCGUCACUCGUCAAGAUCGGCGCGUGCGUCGGAGCGAAUUCACGCCUUCGCGCAGCCAGCAGUGGAAACGACGCAAUGCUUCGGACUGUGCUGGUAGCGCGAAACGAACUGGGCCGUGCCCCUAGUCGCUGCAAGCGUUUCACCCGAGCCGCCAGCGUGCUCUGCCUGGAAAGGAGGGACGUAAAUCCCACCAGCCGGCUGAUCGUACAGAGCCCUAGGAUCCUCCUGAAACCGAAGUUCAAGGAUGGCGUCACGCGACGUAUGUACAGUGCAGAUUUGCCCCGGCAUUUACGAGUACAGCUGCCAGCGCUGUCGCCGACCAUGGAGAUGGGCACCAUAGUGAGCUGGGAAAAGAAAGAGGGUGACAAGCUGGGUGAGGGAGACCUGCUGUGCGAAAUUGAGACAGACAAGGCCACGAUGGGCUUCGAGACGCCAGAGGAGGGAUACCUGGCCAAGAUCCUUAUCCCCGCUGGCACUAAGGACGUGCCACUCGGGAAGCUCCUAUGCAUUCUGGUUUACAACGAGGAGGAUGUUGCUGCUUUCAAAAGCUUCGUUGAUGACGGUGCCGCCGCCCCGCCCCCACCAAAGGCAGCCGCUGCACCCCCACCUGCUGCAGCUCCGACCCCAGCGGCAGCACCUCCGCCACCUGCACCGUCAGUGCCUGCUGCUCCAGCAGCCGCCCCAACAACGGGCCUGGGUGGUCGCCUUUUUGCUAGCCCCCUGGCGAAGCGACUUGCUUCAGAGCAAGGCAUCAACCUGGCUCAAAUACCUGCUGGAAGUGGGCCGGGAGGAAGAAUUGUAGCUCAGGAUUUGGCUUCUGCCACAGCCAUGCCAAGGGCAGCAGCGGCAGGAGGUGUUGCAUCAAAAUACGAGGACAUAUCGCUCACCAGUAUGCGUCAGACAAUCGCAAAGCGAUUACUUCAGUCAAAACAGACGAUACCACACUACUACCUCAGCGUUGAUAUCAAGAUGGAUGCCUUACUCAAGCUUCGUGCCGAGUUUAACAAGAUGAUGGAGAAGGAUGGUGUCAAGGUAUCCGUGAACGACUUUGUGAUCAAGGCAACUGCGCUGGCGUCCAAGAAAGUGCCAGCUGCCAACUCGUCUUGGCAAGACACCUUCAUCCGAGAGUACAAGUCUGUAGAUGUGAGCAUGGCAGUGAGCACUCCAGAAGGACUCAUCACACCCAUCGUUUUCAGUGCUGAGAAGAAGGGGCUUGCGGAAAUUUGCCAAGAAACGAAGGCAUUGGCUGCGAAGGCGAGGGAGAAGACAUUGCAGCCUCACGAAUUUCAGGGUGGCACCAUUACAGUGUCAAACCUGGGAAUGUUUGGCGUCAAGAACUUCUCGGCCAUCAUCAACCCACCGCAGGCCUGCAUAUUAGCAGUUGGCUGUACCGAAGACACACUAAUACCAGACGAAGAAAGCAGUACAGGGUACAGGACAGCUAAAGUGAUGUCAGUGACUCUGAGCUGUGACCACCGCGUCGUCGAUGGUGCCGUUGGUGCGCAGUGGCUCCAGCACUUCAAGCGUCUACUCGAGAGGCCACACUUGAUGUUGCUCUGAGCUCGCUUAAUUAAAGUGUGAUGUGUCUGUGUAAUUUAUGCCAUUUAGGUAGAACCGUCGAUAUCUUGCAACCUGCCAUCUCUCCUCUACCAUCCUACCCUAAUCACCAUUCUACCCAGCUGAGGCACUGCGCCCAGGUGCCUGGAAUCGCAGAGAUCAUGUUGCAAUGACUUAAAGAAAAUUUUGUUGAAAUUGUCAAAGGAAAACAUCAGAACACUUCGAGGAAAUCAAGUGAUGGAGCUGGUGUCUUCUGAUAUAGGACAAUGUGCUUGCAGGAAGGUGCUGAUGCCAGUGCUAAUGAUAGAGUGAUUAAAAGGCAAAUAUGUGAACCUCCAA
Rhipicephalus microplus (southern cattle tick) is the source of this 1943-nucleotide messenger RNA. It is a transcript of the gene muc, whose product is annotated as dihydrolipoamide S-acetyltransferase muc. Lineage: Eukaryota; Metazoa; Arthropoda; Arachnida; Ixodida; Ixodidae. Gene Ontology annotation, cellular component: pyruvate dehydrogenase complex. Gene Ontology annotation, biological process: pyruvate decarboxylation to acetyl-CoA. The record is from RefSeq and is a predicted model, not a curated record. Gene Ontology annotation, molecular function: dihydrolipoyllysine-residue acetyltransferase activity.